Clonostachys solani is the source of this 9774-nucleotide messenger RNA. The record is from the annotation of a GenBank genome assembly. NCBI's taxonomy places the organism in Eukaryota, Fungi, Ascomycota, Sordariomycetes, Hypocreales, Bionectriaceae.
AUGUCUCCCUCCCAAACUCCAAUCGCCAUCGUCGGCGUCGGCUGUAGACUCCCUGGCGGAGCCAACAACCUGACCAACCUAUGGUCCCUCCUCUCCGAGGGCCGCAGCGGCCACGUGAAAGUACCCAAAGACCGCUGGAACGCUGAUGAAUGGUACGACGCGUAUCCUGAGGCUAGAUCUUCGCUUCGUGCACGGCACGGCUACUUCAUCCAGGACGACAUCUCCCACUUUGACGCCAAGUUCUUUGGCAUUCCGAGCUCUGAGGCGAGCAGCAUGGAUCCGCAGCAGCGCCUCUUCCUGAUGACGACUUACGAGGCGCUCGAGGACGCGGCCAUCCCAGUCGAGACGCUGCGCGGGUCCAACACGGGCGUCUUUGCAGCCAUCUUUGAGAGGAGUUACGACCGCAUGGGGUUCAAAGACCUGUCAACCAUCAGUAGAACACACAUGAACGGAGUGGGAGAAGCCAUUCUCUCGAAUAGAAUUUCAUAUGUGUUUGAUUUGAAAGGCCCCAGUUUGACUUUAGAUACUGGUUGCUCUGGGAGUCUGGUCGCUCUCCACCAGGCAUGCCAAAGUCUAAAGCUAGGAGAGACAGAUCUUGCCCUGGUUGGCGGAUCGCAGCUUCUCAUCACACCUGACUUGCUCUCAAUUAUGAGCACUGUGGGCAUGCUCAACCCGGACGGCAAGUCAUAUGCCUUUGACUCGCGAGGAGAAGGAUACGGGCGCGCUGAAGGCGUAGCAACGAUUGUACUCAAGCGAUUAGAUCGCGCACUCCAAGAUGGUGAUCAGGUGCAUGCCAUCAUUGCCAACAGUGGUGUAAACCAAGAUGGCAAAACAAUCGGCCUCAAUACUCCAAACGGUGAUGCGCAAGCUGACUUGACAUGGCGUGUCUACCGUGAAGCUGGAUUAAACCCUCUGGAUACCUCAUUCGUCGAGGCCCACGGAACAGGAACACAGGUGGGAGAUAAAGAAGAGAUGGGGUGCAUCUCUAGAGUUUUCACAGACCCUUCUAGGCCAGAUGAUGUCUACGUCGGCUCCGUCAAGACUAACCUCGGCCAUCUCGAGGCCACCUCGGGCCUGGCCGGCCUGCUCAAAGCCCUUCUCGUGCUCAAGCAUGGGCAGAUCCCUCCCAAUCUCAACUUUGACAAGCCAAAAUCGUCACUAAAUCUCUACGAGAAAAAGGUCAAGAUCCCAUUGCACCUUACGCCUCUUCCCAAGCCUCGCAACGGGGAACCGACCAGAGUGUCUCUCAACUCGUUUGGCUACGGAGGUACAAACUGCCACGUUAUUCUCGAGGACCCUUAUCCAGAGAAGAAAAAGGACGGUGUCAACGGCACCAACGGAGUCAAGACGAACGGCACCAAUGGAACCAAUGGAACCACGACAAAUGGACACAACGGCGCCACGAAUAGCCACAAUGGUGUCGAGACCAACGGAACCAAUGGCUUCCCGGCCAACGGCAAAAAGGAUGCAGAACCCUUCUCUCCAGAGCUCAUUCUUGUGAGCGCAUCGACCGAGAAAGCCCUGUCAUCACGCGCCCAAGACAUCGUUGACUGGAUCAAGUCCCAACACAGCUUCACCCCGAAGACUUUGAAAAGCCUGUCCUACACCCUCGGUGCUCACAGAUCCGCCUUCUCAUACAGGAGAGCUAUUGUGACCUCGACCGCUGAGGAUCUCGUGGCGGAGCUCGAGCAGAAAGGCUCCCCAAAAAGGACUGUGUCGCUGGCGCCGUUGACGUUUGUCUUCUCUGGCCAGGGGGCACAGUGGCACGCAAUGGGUCUAGAGCUAUUCGGCGCUUCGUCUGUGUUCCACUCGAGCAUGGCGGCCAUGGACGACGUGCUGCGUGGUCAAGGUUGCCAGUGGAGUCUCGCCGAAGAGUUGUCGAAGUCGGCCAAGGAGUCGCGGGUCGGCGAAGCCGAGAUUGCUCAGCCCUGCACAACGGCCAUCCAAAUUGCCCUCACAGACCUCCUAGAAAGCUUUUCGAUCAGGCCCGCGCGAGUCGUCGGUCACAGUUCUGGUGAAAUCGGAGCUGCCUAUGCCGCGGGCGCCUUGACUCGCGAGAACGCUAUUCUUGCAGCCUACCAUCGCGGUCUGUCAUCCCGCAAAGCGAAGAAGCUGGCAGAUGUUCCAGGGACUAUGAUGGCUGUCAGUCUUUCAGAGACAGAAGCAAGACAGCAUAUCGAGAAGCUCACCAGUGGUAAAGCGGUCGUGGCAUGUGUCAACAGCCCGAGCAGCCAGACUAUCUCGGGCGAUGAAGAGGCCAUUGACGAGCUCAAGUCGUUGCUUGAUAAGGAAGGGGUUUUUGCCCGGAAACUCAAGGUCGACACGGCCUACCACUCGCAUCAUAUGCAGCGUGUCGCCGAGGACUACAAGGCGGCCAUCAGCAGUAUUGAGUCGCGUCCAGUUAGGAAUGGUGUCACCUUUUACUCGAGUGUCACCGGCACGGUUAAGACAGACGGUUUCGAUGCUGAGUACUGGACGCGGAACCUGGUCUCGCAAGUAAAAUUCAGUCAGGCACUCAGCCUACUCCGUGACAGCCAGUCCGAGGACGACUCCAACGCCGAGGCUACCAUCUUCAUAGAAAUUGGGCCACACUCAGCCCUGGCAGGCCCAGCGCGCCAGACCCUUACAGACAAGCCAAAGGUCGAGUACCUCUCUCCUCUGGUCCGUAAUACCAAUGCCUUGCAGUCAGUCUUGACAUUCGUGGGCAAGCUGUUUGAGCUUGGCUUGGAGGAGGUGGACAUCAAGGCGGUCCUUACCAGGGGCGGCGAGGCGAAACCCUCCCUCAUCAGAGAUUUGAAGGCAUACCCUUGGGAUCUGGCGCCGUAUUGGAACGAGUCUCGACUCAGUAAAGCCCAUCGGUUCCGCCCCUUCCCGCAUCACGAUCUCCUCGGUCUCCUCGACCCGGCCAGCACCGUCGACGAGCCGCGCUGGAGGUAUUUUCUCAACUUGGACGACUUCCCCUGGAUUCGCGACCAUGUCAUCGAGGAUUUCGUCAUCUACCCCGGCGCUGGCUAUCUGACCAUGGCCAUUGAGGGCAUUACGCAGCUCCUGCAGAUGAGGGGCUCUCAGAAGCCUAUUACCAAGUACAUCAUCCGUGAUGUCAACGUGUCCAAGGCCCUCGUCCUCAGUGCCCCUGACGGCAGCAGCCCUGGAGAGAUUGAAGUGCAGCUGACAAUGCUCGCCGUCAACAAGGAGGAGAACAGUCCCUGGCAAUCCUUCUCUAUCCGUUCAUAUCAGCCGGAUGGCUUAUUGGUCGAACACUGCACUGGCGAGAUUAUGGUCGAGCAGGAGAAGGAUGUUGUUGAACGAGACGAAGUGCCGGGUGCGAGAGAAGAUGAUCUACGUCGCGAGGAGGCCGUUCAGUUCCUCGAAGCAGCCCGAGGUCGUGUCGACACAGAAAUGACCCAGUCUGAGUUUUACAAGUUUGUCGGGGCGAGCGGCAAUCAGUUUGGCGGUGCCUUCACCUUGCUCAACUCUAUCAAGCACAAUAGCGAGGGGCAUGGCAUCUUCGAGAUGUCGGUCCCUGACAUUGCUCCCCUGAUGCCGUACCGCUCCUUCAGGCCCCAUGUCAUUCAUCCAACCACUCUCGACGCUUCACUGCAAAUCAACUGUCUCCUGUUCAAGAACUCCAUCUUCAACGCUACAUGCGUGCCCACACAGAUACCCCUGCUCGAGGUUAACGCGGGUAUCUCAACUAAGCCGGGUGACACUCUCGUAGGAGCGAUGGAACUGGAGAACGACGGCACGCAGGGAUCUACGGGGGGCGGCUGGGUCUUCCAAAAGGGGGCCGACGGUCAGCUCAAGCCGGUCAUUCGAUUGUUACUAAAUAUGAAGGCCAUCAGCGAGGCUCAGGAGGACGAGAACAGGCCUUUUGCUCAAGACACUGUGCACCGUCUUGGUUGGAACUUUGAUGCCGACUAUCUAACGACGAGCUCUUUCGGCCAUGUGCUGUCGGCAACACUUGAUAUCGACGAGAACACGAGAUUUAACUAUUCCGGUGAUCGAGUGUCAAUCGAGGAAGAAGUCCAGGAGCAACUCGAGGUCGACCAGGCUGCCUCAAUCUUGAUCAGAGACGCCGUCCGUCACAUUGAGGAUGACAAGGUAGAGGUGCCGCCUCAGCUACUUGACUUUUUCGGCUGGAUGAAGAACUGGUGGCUAGCCUCCGACUACUACGGCGAGAUCAUGGCCGGUUUAGAUGCCGAGAAAGAAGCCAGCAUUCUUCAAAAGGUCGAGGCCACCACGGGGGCCGGGCCCAAGGUUUCCUACCGCGUUGGCAAAGCCCUCCCACAGAUGCUGAGCGGCGCUGUCGAGCCUCUCGAGGUCCUCUUCCAGGACGACCUCCUAGCCAAGAACUAUGAAGGCCGCAAAUACACCGGCGAGUACGCCGCUGCUGUGGCCUAUCUGAAGCUCGUCACCUUCAAGAACCCCGGGCUCCGGUUUCUCGAGAUUGGCGCGGGCACGGGAGGCUUCACCAAGUCCGUUUUCCGUGGCCUCGAUGGGCAGAACGGCGCCGUGCGCCUCCCACUCAAGGAGUAUACCUACACCGACGUGUCGAACCAGUUCUUCCAGGAGGCUCGCGAGAACUUUGCGCAGUGGGAGGACGUUGUUACAUUCAAGACGCUCGAUGCGGACGCGGACCCCCUUAAGCAAAACUUUGAGGCCGAAUCAUACGACGUCGUCCUAGCCGCCAAUUGCUUGCACGCCACCACGGACAUUGACCGGACUAUCAGUCGCGUUCGCAAGCUGCUGAAGCCCGGCGGCAGCUUGAUCCUCGUCGAGAACAAGCCGAGUCCCGGUCCUGCCGUCGGUCUUCUGGCCGGAUCGCUCACGGGAUGGUGGGCACACCAGGACUUUCGAGUUGACACUCCGCUGCUGAGCUACGAGCAAUGGAACAGAGUCCUUUCCGACAACGGGUUCGGCGGGGUCCAUCUUGGAUGGGGCGAUAUGAUGAUUGCCAAAGCCCAGCCGAGGGAAGAGAGUGACGGAACUCCCACCAGGCACAACGCCAUCGUCCUAAGCCACGCACUGGACAUCGGCCGAACGGACAGCAUCGUGGCCGGGCUUGCCUCACAUGCCGUGGACGCUACGGUGGCUCAAUGGGACAGCGUCACUGUGCAAGAAGACAGCCUGUACAUUAUCAUUGACCACGCCGAGAAACCGCUCUUGCUGAACCCAGGGCCUGGGCUAUUUAAGUCGCUCAACUCUCUCCUCACUCCCAGAGCCAAACUCAUCUGGGCCGUUGUGCAAGACACCCCAGACCCAGCCUCUGCGGCCUAUCAGGGCCUGGCGAAUGGGCUUCUUCGUACGCUCCGUCGAGAAAGUGGGAAUAGCGCCAACAUCAUCAGCCUCGACCUCCGCCACCCAGCUCCCGCUGCUGAGGAGAUUGCUGGUGUCAUUGCCGAAGUGGCUCGCAGGCGUUUCUGGCCGGCCACCCAUGAACAGCCAUCUACGGAAACCGAGAUCGCCUACCAGAACGGCCGGGUGCUGAUCCCCCGUAUCAGGGUUGACGAUGAGUUCCUCAGCUGGGCUCGGCGAACCCUUUCGCCUGGUGAUGUGGGCACCGAGACCGAGUCAAUUCCUUACCAGAUUGACCGAUCACUUAAGGUUGAGGCUGCGACGCCGGGCCUGUUAAAUUCUUUGCGCUUUGUCGAUGCUGCCGUUGAUGAGGAGUCGACACCUUUUGGUUCCGAGACAUGCCAUAUCGUUGUCAAGACCGAAGCACACGGCGUCAACAGCCAGAACGUCAGCAUCGCUCUGCGUCAAACGAGCCCUUUCACGACCCUGGCUGGUGAGUUUGCCGGGACUGUGACGGCCGUGACUCAGAGCGCUCAGCGUCUGCAUCAAGUGGGUGAUCGGGUCAUGGGUUUUGCUUCCUUACCUUAUGCCAACUCGGCACGAGCACAUGGACUGCAUGCCUACAGAAUACCGAGCUGGAUGUCGACCGAGGUGGCAGCGUCUAUCCCCUUGGUCUACACUACGGCCUAUUACGCCAUCAUACACCUCGCUCGUCUCCAAGAGAGCCAGUCGGUUCUUGUGAGCACCGCCUCGGGAGACAUUGACCAGGCCGCCAUCCAGCUUGCUCAGCACGUAGGCGCAACUGUAUUCUGUACCUCCGGCAGCGCAGUGCAGUUUCGGCUGCUCAAGGAUCAGUAUGGUAUCCCGGAGAGCCAUAUAUUUUCUCAUCAGAACAGUCGAUCCCUCAAGCGUGGCAUUCUACGACUCACUGGUGGUGAAGGAGUAGAUGUUGUUCUAAGCUCUUCGUUAGUGAGCGAAGCUAUCAGAGAGACCCUCGACUGUGUCAAGCCUCUGGGGGCCUUUAUUAACCUCCUUGGUUCCGCAGGAACUCAGCAGCAAUCCGUCUCCUCAUCCCGCCUAAGCGUUGCUGCUCUUGGUAGGCCCAUUACGUUCGUUACUUUUGACUUUUUCACCCUCGCCUCCAGGCAGCCCAAGCUGGUCCAUGGCGUACUGAGUAGCAUUGUCGAGCUCUUCGAGGCAAAGACUCUUAGACCUCUUCAGCCCAUCACUACCUACACCAUCGAUAAGAUUGAGGAAGCUUUCCGCUUCGUGUCGCCCGGCACGCAUGCAGGAAAGGUUGUCCUGACCGUCGAGCCCGAAUCCCUAGUCAAGGGAGUUCCAGCUAAGCCUCUGCCCCUACAACUACGCAAGGACGGCACGUACGUUAUAGCCGGAGGUCUUGGCCACCUUCCCGCCCGUCUUUGUGUGCUGCUCGCCUCGAGGGGUGCCGGCCAUAUUGUAUCGCUAUGCCGCCGUGACAUCGAUGACGCGACGAGGCAGAAGCAUACGAGCGCCGUGGAGGAGCAUGGAGCCAAGUUGCACAUUAUCCAGUGCGACAUUACUGAUGACGAGAGUAUGAGCAGAGCUGCCUCCUACUGCUCUUCUUCUCUUCCUCCGGUCAGGGGUGUGGUGAACGGUGCCAUGGUACUCCGAGACCGGACCUUCUCCCAAAUGACAAUGGAAGAGUGGAACGUGUCGCUUCAGGCCAAGGUAUAUGGAACCCUGAAACUCGACAAGUUCUUUGCCUCGCCCGACCUAUUCUUCUUCAUGACUUUAUCCAGCUUGACCGCGAUUAUUGGUAGGACCGGCCAGGCCAACUACGUCGCUGGCAACGCCUUCCAAGACGCCUUCGCUGCAGCGCAUGCGAACCACCCUCACACACACUAUGUUUCAGUCAACAUCGGCAUCGUCGAGGUCGACGUCCACGAGAGCACCGCCGUUGAGGGCGACUUGUCCGACGGGGGUGCGGGCAAGGUGUCUCUUGUGACCAGCCUCAAACAAAACAGCGGCAUCGAGCUGACCUUUGAGGAGUUCUACGCCAACAUCGAGUACGCCAUGACUGACCAGGCGCGCGCCAGCGGCCUUCACCAAACCAUCCAGGGCAUUACCCGCCAGGCCAUGAUCGAAGUCAACGACGUGCACCUCCUCGAAAACCCAAUCUUCAGCCAGCUCGACCGCGCCCGCGGCGACAAGGGCAACGGCGGCACGCAGGGCGGCGGGGGCAUCUCGCUUGACAAGGCGCUCGGGGCUGUGAAAUCGGUCGAGGAGGCCGAGAAGCUCGUCCUAGACGCCGCGCUGGCCAAGUUUGCCGUCUUCCUUGACCAGGCUCCCGAGGAUAUCAGGGUGGACCAGCCGCUGGCCACCAUCGGCUUAGACUCCCUUGUGAGCAUUGAACUGAAGAACUGGAUGGUUCGCACGUUCCAGGUCAGCUUGCAGGCGUCUGAGCUGAGCGGGGCAGGGAGUAUCCUGGAGCUGACCGCAACGGUUGUCUCGAGAUCGAAGCUAAUCCCCGACGCUGUUCGGCGCCCAGAGGGUUCUCAACUUUCAGGAGAAAAGACAGAGGAGAAACCAGCCGUCCGCGAGGAGACAGCCAAGCCAGAUGCAGCCGGGCCAGCGGACCAUAUGCCAACUAGUGACAAGGUGGGAGAUGUCAUAUCGACCACAGCCGAGGCGACAGAAGAACAACAAGCCACCGAGGCGGAAAAGCCUAGCCAUGGAUUCGACUGUUGCAAAACGCACAAAGAACUCCCUCGGCACCCGCUCAUCGACCUUGACGUGGCCGUCGGCGACCUCCUCCACAGCAUCGGCCACUUUGCCCACACGCGCGAAGAGUACGAAGAGCUCAACCGCAAAGCCCACGCCGUGGCCGCGCCGGGAAGCCUCGGCCGGAGGCUCUAUGACCAGCUUCGCGCUGAAGCCGACGAUCCCAAUGUCGAGAGCUGGAUUGCCGAGCGUCUCAGCAAGGCACUCUACCUCAAGAGACGGUACCCCCUCGCUCCAUUUGCCAACUUUUGGGGCUCGCACUUUGACAGCCCGGUGCCGCACUCGCAGGCUGAGCGAGCUGCCGUGCUAACCACCGCUCUGUGGGACUUCAAGAGAGAUGUUGAAUCAGGGAGCUUGGAACCCAACUACCUGGGAGGGAGGGUGAACUGCGCCAGCACCUUGAAGUGGCUUUUCAACGCCACUAGAGAGCCACAGCUGGCCUGUGACAAGAUGAUGAAGUACGCUGGUGAGAACCAUGUCGCUGUCUUGCGCAAGGGGCACCUGUUCAAGGUCCAGUUGCUGGACCAGGGCCAGAUUCUCUCGCAUGACAAUCUCAAGGCGACCUUCCAGGCAAUAAUCGACCUGGGCAUCGAGGAUCCAAUUUGGGCGGGCGUGUUAACUACUGACGACCGUGACUCAUGGGCUACCAACCGAGACGGCCUGCUAGCUCUUAACGAGAGAAACGCCGACUACCUCAGCGUGAUUGAGACGUCUACAUUCGUUAUGUGCCUCGACGACAACAGUCCGGCCACACGUGAGGAGCGUGUUAGCCAGGGCUACCUCCAAAACCCUUUCAACCGCUGGCAGGACAAGAGCAUGCAGGUUGUCGUUACUGAAAACGGCCAGUCAGGUACCAUCUUUGACCACUCCAUGAUCGACGCCAUCACCGUCUCGCAGCUGGCUCCGAGGCUGUAUAGCGCUAUCGAGAACCACGGGCAUGCCAACGGCAGUACCAACGGCCAGAACGGUGUGUCCGUCCAUCCCGCCAGCUUGGUCGAGAUCCCGCUCGUCACGACAUCCAACAUUGAGGAGCGCAUCAAGUACCUGCGCGAGCAGUACUCCUCCGCCACGGACUCGAGGCGAUACGUCCCCCAUCAGAUCACCACCUUUGGGAAAUCUCACCUCCUCGCCAACGCGGCGCCCAUCAAAGCCACAGCCGACCUUACCAUCCAGCUGGCGAGCCGCAUCUACUUUGGCUACCUCCCGGCCAGUUGGGAAACGGUCUCGAUGGCACACUUCCACCUGGGCCGCCCGGAGAUCAUCCAGGUCGUCCUCAAGUCUGUCGUCGACUUCUGCGAUGCAGCCCUCGACCUCAGCGUUCCGCGGUCCGAGGCGCGUCGCAAGCUCCUGCAGGCGGCGCGCGACUGCAACGCGCAGAUCGUCAAGGCGUCCGAGGGCCGCAACUACUUCCGCCUCAUGGACGUGAUCGAGAUCAUGAGCCAGGCGCAGCAGGACGAGCCCGUGCCCGAGCUCUUCUCCGACGCCAUCUGGAAAAGGGGCUACCCGCGCUAUAUCAUGCAGACCAUGCGGGAGAGGGACUCGUCCGAGGACCCGGCCUACAUGAUGUUUGAUCCCGAGUCAGUAUGGACGAAUUAUCAGGUCAACGACGAGUCGAUCGAAGUCUGCUUCAUCAAUCCUCGAGCCGAGUCCGAGAGGUUCUCGGCUGCUUUGGACCGUGCAGCGGAGAUUGUCAAAACCAUCGUUCAAGCGAAGUAG